Messenger RNA from Onychostoma macrolepis, 1288 nucleotides. Its product is annotated as phospholipase A and acyltransferase 1-like. The transcript is spliced from 3 exons. Gene Ontology annotation, molecular function: glycerophospholipid phospholipase A1 activity; A2-type glycerophospholipase activity. Bases 148 to 582 code for a protein of 144 amino acids. NCBI's taxonomy places the organism in Eukaryota, Metazoa, Chordata, Actinopteri, Cypriniformes, Cyprinidae. The record is from RefSeq and is a predicted model, not a curated record. Gene Ontology annotation, cellular component: cytoplasm. Gene Ontology annotation, biological process: N-acylphosphatidylethanolamine metabolic process.
CAAGCACAGUGAAAACUAUGAUAAUGUAAGACUUUAUUUUCAGUUUGGAAUAAACCUGCCAUUAUGAGUUCAUCCUACAUGGAAGUACAAGUUGAUAGGAUUUCGUUCAGUACUAUAUAUUUGCCAAAAGUUUUUCUUUUCUAGGCCAUGAAAUUUGGAGACCUCCUUUCAUACGCUCGCCCUGGGUACAAACACUGGGCGGUGUACACUGGGACGAAUAAAAAGGGAGAAGAUACGGUUGUCGAGUUUACAGGUGAAAUGGGAUCAAACAGUAAAGCAGGAGCCACUGUGAAGCAAGGUCUGCUCAAGCCUGGUUUCACAGUCGAAAAUCAACAGCAUGGGGAAACAGCAAAAUCUGAAGCAGAGAUGAGAGCAAAUGUUGAGAAGGUUUUGCGAGAUGGCGCCGGAAAAUAUGGAAUACUCGACAACAACUGUGAGCACCUAGCCACAUUUAUUCGCUACGGGAAAGCCCAAUCACUACAGGCAAAUCGCGUUCUCAAUACGGCACCAAACUUUAACAACGAAAUUGCAGAUAACUUCGGUGCAUCUUCCUUUGGUUCGUCCAAUAUGAAAUUUAAUUAAUUUCUUCAAUCUGCAUUCCCCCUCCACUGCACUCACAUGUUAUUUGAUUUGUAGUGAAUGUUUUUUUUUUUUUUUCAAUCAUAUUAAAGUUGAUUUGGCUGCACUGUGUCUUGAUUGUACAAAAAUAUCUUCAUUUUAACAAGAUUUAUGUAACUUUUAGAACAGGUUUUUUAUGUCACUCUGAGAGGAGUUUUAAAGCAGCCAGUGGGAUAAUUAAAAAUGUACUUCUUUUAAACAACAAAUUCGCUACUUCCCUACACGCCGGCUCAGUGCACAUCUCAUCAGGGAGACGUGAACCUCUCCCCAUGGCUCCGCUCCAGAUCCCACCGCAGAAGCAGAAUUAACAAGUUACUUUCUCGGUGCCAAACCUAAAUGUACCAUUACAGGUUGUUAUAUAUAUAUAUAUAUUUUUUACAAAUCAAGGGAUAACAAUACAAAUGUCUAUGUGUUUUUUGUUUGGUUUUUUUUACAGAGAAGGAAUGCAAUCCUUCACACAACAAUCUCAAUGCAAAAGUAAAUCAUUCUUUUAUUAAAUGCACAGAAACUCUCUGACUCUUCCAUCCAGAUCGGGGUAUUCUCUGCUUUUAUUGUUAUUUUAUUUCUUAUGCAUUCCAUUUUUAUUCUUAUGUAUUUGUUUCCUUUUCAUGUAGAGCACUUUGAAUUACCAUUGUGUAUGAAAUGUGCUAAAUAAAUAGACUUGCCUUGC